Messenger RNA from Aspergillus fijiensis CBS 313.89, 1541 nucleotides. RefSeq names its product phosphatidylinositol N-acetylglucosaminyltransferase subunit A/GPI3. The record is from RefSeq and is a predicted model, not a curated record. NCBI's taxonomy places the organism in Eukaryota, Fungi, Ascomycota, Eurotiomycetes, Eurotiales, Aspergillaceae. Gene Ontology annotation, molecular function: phosphatidylinositol N-acetylglucosaminyltransferase activity. Gene Ontology annotation, biological process: GPI anchor biosynthetic process. Gene Ontology annotation, cellular component: glycosylphosphatidylinositol-N-acetylglucosaminyltransferase (GPI-GnT) complex. The transcript is spliced from 4 exons. Bases 117 to 1541 code for a protein of 474 amino acids.
GAUAACCGCGCAGAGUCUCUCGAAGUCAGCUCAGGGCCAGCCGCAGCCAUGCCUUACAACAUUGCGUGAGUCCCGUCGCAUGUGGUUCUCGGAGCGAGUCUAAUGGUCUGCACAGUAUGGUCAGUGACUUCUUCUUCCCCCAACCAGGUGGGGUGGAAAGUCACAUCUACCAGCUCUCGACCAAGCUCAUCGAUCGCGGACAUAAAGUCAUCAUCAUCACACAUGCGUACAAAGGGCGGACCGGGGUGCGAUACUUGACAAACGGGCUCAAGGUUUACCAUGUCCCAUUCUUUGUGAUCCACCGGGAGUCGACCAUGCCGACGGUCUUCUCUUUCUUUCCGAUCUUCCGCAACAUUGUCAUCCGCGAGCAGAUCCAGAUCGUCCAUGGUCAUGCGAGCUUGAGUAGCUUCUGUCAUGAGGCCAUUCUUCAUGCGCGCACCAUGGGUCUGCGGACAGUGUUCACUGACCAUUCGCUGUUUGGCUUUGCGGACGCGGCAUCCAUCUUGACCAACAAAUUGCUCAAGUUCAUCCUGAGCGACGUUGACCACGUCAUUUGUGUCAGUCACACUUGUAAAGAGAAUACAGUCCUUCGAGCCUCCCUGGACCCGCUGAUGGUGUCUGUGAUCCCGAACGCGGUGGUGGCUGAGAACUUCCGGCCGGCAGAACCGCGGUCCAUGAAGCCCAUUGGCCCCAAUGAUACCAUCACGAUCGUUGUCAUUUCCCGUCUCUUCUACAAUAAGGGUACCGAUCUGCUCAUUGCAGCUAUCCCGAGAAUCCUCGCGUCGCACCCGAAUGUACGGUUCAUUAUUGCGGGGUCCGGCCCCAAGGCGAUUGAUCUGGAGCAGAUGUUGGAGCGCAACGUGUUGCAGGACAAGGUUGAAAUGCUGGGACCGGUCCGGCACGAGGAAGUUCGAGACGUCAUGGUCCGUGGCCACAUCUACCUCCACCCCAGCUUGACCGAAGCCUUUGGUACGGUCAUAGUCGAGGCCGCCAGCUGUGGACUGUACGUGGUGUGCACACGAGUGGGUGGUAUCCCCGAGGUGCUACCUCAGCACAUGACGACGUUCUCAAAGCCCGAGGAGGACGAUAUUGUUCUAGCAACUGGAAAGGCCAUCGCUGCCUUGCGGUCGAACAAGGUGCGGACGGAUCGGUUCCAUGAUCAAGUGAAGAUGAUGUAUUCCUGGACCGACGUUGCCCAGCGCACCGAGCGAGUCUACCAGGGGAUCUCCGGGGAUAUCAGCCCGGAGGAGUUUUACGGAUACUACCCGGGCGAGGGUCUGGAGGCUAGCGGGGACCGUGUGCGGAGCUUCGCGCUGAUCGACCGGCUGAAACGAUACUAUGGAUGCGGUGUGUGGGCAGGCAAGCUCUUCUGUCUGUGCGUGGUGAUUGACUUUCUUCUCUACGCCUUUUUGGAGAUGUGGUUCCCGCGGGCGAACAUCGAUAUCGCACGCAGCUGGCCGAAGAAAAUACACCAACAGAACGAGAACCACUCACUAGGGAACGAGCAGAAGAACGACCGCGAGCGCCUACAUGCAAACUGA